Molecule: messenger RNA, 2166 nt
Organism: Centruroides sculpturatus (bark scorpion)
Lineage: Eukaryota; Metazoa; Arthropoda; Arachnida; Scorpiones; Buthidae
Exons: 1
Coding region: 553-1239 (228 amino acids)
Source: RefSeq, a predicted model, not a curated record
UAUUAAUUAAUGAAGUUUUUUAUGCAAUGCAGAUUUAUUAAUAAACUUAGACCUAAUUAUAAUCAUAUGUGAUACAUUAUUCAAACUUGUUUUCAAACUCUGCAAAAAUAUUCAUCAGCUGCUAUUCAAUAACUGCCUGGAUUACAUUUGUAAUCUUAAUUCUAAGAUCAUCCAAAAGUAAUAAGGUUUUUGAUAUAUAGAUAAUUGUUUUGACAUGACAUCACAAAAAAGUAUCAGUUUACUAACAUUACAUUAUGGAACUGAUGUGACCAAACAAGAGACACUGUUGUAACGUUGUGACUUAUCUGUAGUAACAUGAUCUGGGUGUCGGGUCAGGGGUGAACAUUCCAACGCACCUUUCGGGAGUCGGGGAGAGUUCUUGUGUAGUCGUCACCCAGUCGGUUGUAUCGAGAAGGAAUAAAGUUAGUUGUUGAUUAACUACGUGUUUUUUAUGUGCAACAAUGUCGAAAACAAAAGCGAUAUAAAAGUGGCGACGAGGAUUAAGAUAAAGACUUACCAGCAGAAAUUACAAUUCGAGAUUAAAAGCCAGAAAUGUCGAUCCCAGGAACAUCAACCAGUGCAGUUCGUUUCGAGCCAUUCAAGAUGGACAGCCAGUGGAAAACUUACAAGGACCGCUUUAAUUUUUGCUUGAAGGCAAACCAGAUUGAAAAUGACCAAGAUAAGUGUGCUUUAUUUUUUACUGUGUGCAGUGAAACUCUAUAUGAACUUGUAGUAACGCUCAUAGCCCCGAAAGAAACGACACAAGUUAACUUUAAUGAAGUACUUAACGCUCUUGAUAGUCAUUUUAACCCGAAACCUAGUGAAAUCGUCGAAUCGUUCAAAUUUAACCAGAGGUCGCAAAAACCAGGAGAGAGUAUCAACGACUAUGUUGCGGAACUACGGAGAAUUGCAAUGAAUUGCAACUUCGGCGCCUCACUAGAGCAUAUGUUAAGAGAUAGGCUAGUGGCUGGUUUAAGGGAUAAAGGAAUACAACAUGUGUUAUUGGCAAAAACGGACACUACUUAUAAGGCCAUUUUGGAUGCAGCAUUGGCAGCAGAGGCAGCAUCUAAAGAUGUUAGCCAGCUUGGGCCAAACGGACACAACGCCCAAGUGUAUAACUUAAAGGCGGACUACAAGAGAAAGAAUGAGUCGGCCAUAUUACGCUGUUUUCAAUGUACCGGAAGUCAUAACCCGAAUAAUACAACAUGUGUUAUUGGCAAAAAUGGACACUACUUAUAAGGCUAUUUUGGAUGCAGCAUUGGCAGCAGAGGCAGCAUCUAAAGAUGUUAGCCAGCUUGGGCCAAAUGGAAACAACGCCCAAGUGUAUAACUUAAAGGAAGACUACAAGAGAAAGAAUGAGUCGGCCAUAUUACGCUGCUUUCGAUGCACCGGAAGUCAUAACCCGAAUAAUUGCUCAGGUAAUCUGUAAUUUCUACGGAAAUAAGGGACACAUAGAAAAAGCAUGUAUCACGAAACAAAAGAGUGGAGGAAGAAAAAUUCCAAACCAGGGAAGAAACCAAAUUGGGCCACAACGGAAAGAGGUAUCCAGCCAGAGAGCCAAAGUACACCGAAUUGAGGAACAUAAAAAUUUAACAUCGAAUCCGGUAGAGGAAUAUACAUCUCUAUUCAAAAUACGUGGAAGUAAGAUACCACCCUUAAAAAUCUUAAUCAAUAUUGAAAAUAUACCAGUCAUGAUGGAAAUUGAUUCAGGGGCUGGGUACACUGUAGUGAGUGAACAGACCUUAAAAGAAAUUAAAAUCCAGCGAGACCAGUUAGAACCGGAAGAAGUCAAAUUACAGACAUGGGCGGAUCAGAAUCUGGAGGUAGUGGGCACUACAAUGGUGAGUGUACAAUUUAAAGGAAGAGUUAUGAAUCUGUCAUUGUUAGUGAUUAAAGGAAAUGGACCAGGACUUGUUGGAAGAAAUUGGUUUGAACCAUUAGGAAUCAGAAUAGAGGGACUAUAUCACCAACAUGAUGCAGAGGAUCUGAUACAAGAAUUCCAGCAUUUAUUCAAUAAUUCAGAAACUUUAGAAAUAACCAGUUAGAACUUCUAAGUGGCCCACUUCUGUGGUACCCGUUGCAAAACCAGAUGGAAGUGUACGUUUAUGUGGAGAUUACCGCUGCACUGUAAACAGAGAGGCAAUAAAAGUAGAUGUAUACCCAUUG